AUGCGGUUGCGUGCAGAAAAUGGCGUGUUGGUCCAGCGACUGGCUCGAUUAGAGGAGGAAUGCAGUUCUAUGGCUGAGCGACUGAUUCAAUCUCAAUUGGUUCGGGCUCAAGAGGCGGAGACAAUGUUGGCUCUUCGCUGCGACCUGUCUGUUCUAAAGCGAACGAUGGCAGAAAAUGAUGUUCAUCGGUCAUCUUUAAACGCCAACGGAGGGUUUGCAAUAGUAAACGGUGACUUUGCGACAUCUAUAAUGAAUUCUAGCGAUACCACUGCUCUUGAUCCCGCAGAUCCUGUGCAAAAGGGAGUCGACUUACCACUAGAAACAUCCACCUCUACAUCAGUGGCGAACAGCUUUGGUCACUCAGCUGUCUCCGUUUCGGACGAGUCCACUUCUGUUUGCCCACCACUCUCUCCACCUGAUGUGAAGCAUGUGUCGGACACCAAGGUUCUCGAAGCUAUUCCCGACCCUGCUCGCGGUGUCGUUGGAUCAGCCACUCAGGACGAUCUGCGUGAUACACUUCCUCGCCAACAACACUUCUUCCGUAACAGAAUGCCGAGCAGGGAAAAUGCACCGACAACCACGGAUGUGUGUCACCUUUAUACUGACCUCUCCAUGUGUUGCGUUCGGGAGGCGGAAGCAAGGACAGAGUUGCUGGAUCUAAAAGCACGAUACUACGCCCUUGAACAGGUAAUUGCAUAUAACUUUUUACCUUUGCAGUUUGGUCCCAAAGUUUGGGCUUAUCAUGUUUCUGUUUGUUCUUAA
Messenger RNA from Dicrocoelium dendriticum, 762 nucleotides. The record is from the annotation of a GenBank genome assembly. NCBI's taxonomy places the organism in Eukaryota, Metazoa, Platyhelminthes, Trematoda, Plagiorchiida, Dicrocoeliidae.